Molecule: messenger RNA, 585 nt
Organism: Conger conger (European conger)
Lineage: Eukaryota; Metazoa; Chordata; Actinopteri; Anguilliformes; Congridae
Product: cysteine and glycine-rich protein 3-like
Exons: 5
Coding region: 1-585 (194 amino acids)
Biological process (GO): sarcomere organization; muscle tissue development; cardiac muscle contraction
Cellular component (GO): Z disc; nucleus; cytoplasm
Molecular function (GO): actinin binding; structural constituent of muscle
Source: RefSeq, a predicted model, not a curated record
AUGCCAAACUGGGGAGGGGGGGCUAAGUGUGGAGCCUGCGAGAAGACUGUGUACCAUGCGGAGGAGAUCCAGUGCAAUGGCAGGAGCUUCCAUAAAACCUGCUUCAUCUGCAUGGCCUGCAGGAAAGGCCUGGACAGCACAACGGUGGCAGCACAUGAAUCAGAAAUCUACUGCAAGACAUGUUAUGGGAAGAAAUAUGGCCCGAAAGGAUAUGGGUAUGGGCAGGGGGCCGGGGCUCUGAGCUCUGAUCCCCCAUCAGAAAACCUGGACAUCCAACCACAACAACAGCCCAAACCUCAAGGCCCAUCAACAAAUUCCAAUCCAAGCAAGUUUGCGCAGAAGUUUGGUGCAUGCGACCGCUGUCCUCGGUGUUCAAAGGCAGUCUAUGCAGCAGAGAAGGUCAUGGGGGCAGGGCAGCCCUGGCACAAGACCUGCUUCCGCUGUGCCCUGUGUGGGAAAAGCCUGGAGUCUACAACCGUGACAGACAAGGACGGGGAGAUCUACUGCAAAGUUUGCUAUGCCAAAAACUUUGGCCCAAAGGGAAUGGGUCUAGGGAAUCUGGGAAUGGUGGAAGAGAAAGAGUGA